AUGGGAAAUGUAGUCCGGGCCGGGGUUGCGGUUGCCCAGGGACCGGGAUUAAACCGGGACCAACCGGGACCAACCGGGACCGCCCCGCCCGGAGCUGCCCGGGGGUGGGCUCAGGCCCAGGGGGCGCCCGGCCCCGUCUCCCACGUGUGCCCGCGCUCCGUCGGUCUGGAGAGGGACGGGGAUCCCCCGGACCGGGGCCUGCCCCUGCUGCCCUUCUGCCCCCCCAGCAGGGUUUUGGGGUCACUGUCACCCCUCCUGUCCCUGCAGCCCCCUCUGGUCCAAGCCAUCUUCAACCGGGAUGUGGAGGAGGUUCGGUCGCUGCUCAGUCAGAAGGAGAACAUCAACGUGCUGGACCAAGAACGCCGGACCCCGCUCCAUGCUGCUGCCUACAUCGGAGAUGUUGCAAUCCUUGAGCUGCUCAUCCUGUCAGGUGCUAAUGUGAACGCGAAGGACACGGUGUGGCUCACGCCGCUGCACCGCGCCGCAGCCUCUCGCCACGAGAAAGCCCUCCACCUGCUCCUCAAGCACUCAGCCGACGUCAAUGCCCGCGACAAGCACUGGCAGACGCCGCUGCACGUGGCCGCCGCCAACCGCGCCACCAAGUGCGUGGAGGCGCUGGUGCCGCUGCUGAGCACCGUCAACGUGGCCGACCGCACCGGGCGCACGGCUCUCUUUGAUUCACGUGUCACUGUCCUGGCUGUAUUCACGGUGUCACUGUCCCGCUGUCACUGUCCCGGCUGUAUUCACGGUGUCACUGUCCCGCUGUCACUUCCCCGCUGUUCAUUCAGGUGUCCUGUCCCGCUGUCCCCAGGUCACCUGGAGGUGCUGAAGCUGCUGCUGGCGCGCGGGGCUGACGUGCUGUGCAAGGACAGGAAGGGCUACACGCUGCUGCACACGGCGGCCGCCAGCGGCCAGAUCGAGGUGGUGCGGCACCUGCUGCGCCUGGGGGUGGAGAUCGACGAGCCCAACGCCUUUGGGAACACGGCGCUGCACAUCGCCUGUUACAUGGGGCAGGACGCGGUGGCCACCGAGCUGGUGAACGUGGGGGCCAACGUCAACCAGCCCAACGAGCGCGGCUUCACCCCGCUGCACUUCGCCGCCGUGUCCACCAACGGCGCGCUGUGCCUCGAGAUCCUGGUCAACAACGGCGCCGACGUCAACUUCCAGAGCAAGGAAGGGAAGAGCCCCCUGCACAUGGCAGCGAUCCACGGCCGCUUCACGCGCUCGCAGAUCCUCAUCCAGAACGGUCAGUGCGGGAAUCCCGGGAAUUUUGGGAAUGUGGGAAAUCCUGGGAAUGUCGGGAAUCCCGGGAAUUUUGGGAAUAAAAUGUUAAGCAAUAAUAACUAAACUUCUGGAGCAGAGACGGGUCCUGGGCGUGGGAUCCAUGACAUGUUCCCUCUGCACCUGGCCGUGCUCUUCGGCUUCUCCGACUGCUGCCGCAAGCUGCUCUCCUCAGGGCAGCUGUACAGCAUCGUGUCCUCGCUGAGCAACGAGCACGUCCUGUCGGCCGGCUUCGACAUCAACACCCCCGACAGCCUGGGCAGGACCUGCCUGCACGCCGCCGCCUCGGGGGGGAACGUGGAAUGUCUGAACCUGCUGCUGAGCAGCGGCGCCGACCUGAGGAGGAGAGACAAAUUCGGGAGGACCCCCCUGCACUACGCGGCCGCCAACGGCAGCUACCAGUGCACGGUGACGCUGCUGACGGCCGGCGCCGCCGUCAACGAGGCCGACGGGAAAGGCUGCACGGCCCUGCACUACGCGGCGGCGUCAGACACCUACCGCAGGGCAGAGCCCCAUGCAGGGAGCAGUGAUGAGGAGCCCCUGAAGGAGUCCAGGCUGAAGGAGGCGUUUUUCUGUUUGGAAUUCCUGCUGGACAACGGUGCUGACCCCUCCCUGCGGGACAAGCAGGGCUACACCGCCGUCCACUACGCGGCUGCCUACGGGAACAGGCAGAACCUGGAGCUGCUGCUGGAAAUGUCGUUUAACUGCCUGGAGGACGUGGAAAGCACCGUCCCAGUCAGCCCUUUGCACUUAGCUGCCUACAAUGGUCACUGUGAAGCCCUCAAGGCGCUGGCUGAGACGCUGGUGAACCUGGACGUGCGGGACCACAAGGGCCGCACCGCGCUCUACCUGGCCACCGAGCGCGGCUCCAGCGACUGCGUGCAGGUGCUCACCAGCCACGGCGCCUCCGCCCUGGUCAAGGAGAGGAAGAGGAAGUGGACGCCUCUCCACGCUGCAGCUGCCAACGGGAACACGGAUUCCCUGCACCUCCUGAUCGACAGCGGGGAGCGCGCGGACAUCACCGACGUCAUGGACAUCCACGGCCAGUGAGUGUCCCCUCAGUGUCCCCUCAGUGUCCCCUCAGUGUCCCCUCAGUGUCCCCUCAGUGUCCCCAGGGCCACCAUUCCUGAAUUUCCCACAUCCCCAUUCCCAUCUUUCCCUCACCACCAUUAAUGUCUCUCACACCAUUCCCAAUUUUCCCUCACAAUUUUCCCUCACUCCAUUCUCAAUUAUCCCUCACCCCCAUUCCAAAUUUUCCCUCACCCCAUUCCCACUUUUCCCUCACCACCAUUCCCAAUUUUCCCUUGCACCAUUCCCAAUUUUUCCUCACCUCUAUUCCCAAUUUUCCCUCACAAUUUUCCCUCACUCAAUUCCUGAUUUUCCCUCACAAUUUUCCCUCACACCAUUCCCAACUUUCCCUCACUCCAUUCCCAAUUUUCCCUCGCAAUUAUUCCUCACAUCAUUUCCGAUUUUCCCUCACACCAUUCCCAACUUUUCCUCACACCAUUCCCAAUUUUCCCUCACCACCAUUCCAAAUUUUCCCUGACAAUUUUCCCUCGCACCAUUCCCGAUUUUCCCUCACAAUUUUCCCCAUCAUCACUCACCAUUUUCCCUCACUCCAUUCCCAAUUUUCCCUCACAAAUUCUCCUC
Ficedula albicollis (Collared flycatcher) is the source of this 2931-nucleotide messenger RNA. It is a transcript of the gene ANKRD52, whose product is annotated as ankyrin repeat domain 52. The transcript is spliced from 21 exons. Gene Ontology annotation, cellular component: T-tubule. Gene Ontology annotation, molecular function: protein binding. NCBI's taxonomy places the organism in Eukaryota, Metazoa, Chordata, Aves, Passeriformes, Muscicapidae. The record is from RefSeq and is a predicted model, not a curated record. Gene Ontology annotation, biological process: protein localization to T-tubule; regulation of cardiac muscle contraction.